GUGUUUUGUCUAUAUUAGGCAGUUGUUAUACCACAUUUGAUGCAAACUAAUAUGUGCUUUAAAAAAUGCUUUGUAAUGAUGCAAUUUACUGAUGUAAACAUGUGUUGAUUGCAGGCAUGCGCACCAUGACGAGCAGUUCACAUUGUUUAAUCACACUUUUGUUUCACACUUUUUUAACUGACGUUUGCUCAAUGGAUCAUCAUUUCUACUGCACAAUCUGGAUGUUAACAUUUCACUUCAUUUCUUAUAUUUGAACCGCAUAUAUGUUCUAUCACAACAGGAUAUAUUAUGCAUCGCUUCUACACAAAAGUUUACAAGUCGAAAACCAAUUAAGCUAUAUGUAAAUUACUUGCAUUCACGGCGUGUGGGAACGAAGAAAAGUAAACGCAAACCAAGCGAGGCGAAGCAACGAAGUUUUUUCUUCCUCAAAUUUAACUUCCCUUUUUAAUGGUUUUUAUGUAGUUUCUAGCACAUUUAGUUGACCCGGUUGCUUGGAAGGGUGAGAAUUUAAUUACGAUUGCAUUACCUGAUUCCAUGUUUUGUAAAAAUGGAUUUGUUUUGAAGCAGUGGACGAUAUCGUCUCUCACCUGAACGCCGCGUAAUGCCGGUCAUGGAACUUCAUCAAACAAAAUCAAGGAGCGGUUCAUUAAAUGCUUCUCGACAUCUCCCAACAUCAUAUCUUCAAAAUGCAAGAUUUGAGAAAGAGAUCUACCUACCAAAUGCUUCGUACUUCAGCAGGAAUAUGGAGAAAAUGAGAGAAGCCGAAGCUCAACAACCGAAUGAGUCAAGCGAUAAAGAAAAUAUUCCGAAACUCAUUCGAAAUUUUCUUGGUUAUACCACAGCGCAUGGAUUUAGUCGCUUGGAAGGUUCCAAAGGAUUCUUUUGGAAAAUUUUUUGGGCGCUUGUCUGCUUAGGAUCUUUUGGGAUGUUCGUAUUCCAGGUCCAUGGCCUCUUUGAACAAUGGCUUUCCCGUCCAAUAACAACAACUGUUCGUAUUACUUUUGAGAAGCAAGUUCCGUUUCCAGCAGUGACGAUAUGCAAUUUAAAUAUGUUGCGAGCAAACGAAAUCCCAAAAGAGCUGAACGAAGAGAUGUUAAAGUUGAUUGGCUUGUACAACGAAUCCUCAGCCACAAAUAGCACCAAAGCUCGAAGACGUCGUUCCAUCUCAAGUCCUAAAUCAAAUGGUCCAAAUCCAAACACGACUCCAUAUAAACAAUUUCACAAAACAGAGAAUACAGAUUAUUCAUCUCGGCGAACCACCCCCGGAUCUGGAACAACACAGAAUGCUUGGGCGCCGACGUACAAACAGAGCAAUGGUUGGUCGCCGACGAAUUAUCAUGGGACCACGUACAGACCAAGUAAUUUUUAUUACCAAAACGUCGACAAAGAAUAUCUUCCGAGUGAAAAAGAAGUGAAUCCAAAUGUUUUGUUCUUGGAAAGAUUUACAACCGCUGUAACUAAAGUUUCAACAGACAUUCUGAUUCCUGCGGGUCACCAGUUCGAUGAUCUUGUUACAAAAUGCACUUGGAGGGGAUAUGACUGCACGAAAUCAAGCGAUUAUACAGACUGGUGGGUUCACAGCUGGCAUUACAAGUACGGCAACUGCUACACAUUUAAUGGAGGAGUGAAUCAAAAAGAGAAAGCAAUCAGGAUCUUAAGUACGAGCAAGCCUGGACCUAGUCAAGGUCUGUCAUUACGUCUGAAUAUUCAGCAGGAAGAAUAUUUGAGAUACGUGAGCGAUGAAGCAGGCGUGCGGGUCAUACUUCACGAUCAAGGAAUGAUGCCAUUUCCCUAUCUUGAAGGCUUUAGUGUCGGUCCUGGGACAGCCACAUCAGUGGGGAUACAGAAGACGGUAAUUUCAAGAGUGGAUCGUUUCAAAAAUCACACAUGUUGGGAACUCGAUGAACUCGACGAAGAAAACAUUUACAGAAAGUUUCACAAAAUUACCAAGUACACACAGCAGACAUGUCACAAUUCGUGCGUUGGUAAAACUCAGCUGAAAGAGUGUGGCUGUGCUGAAUAUUCUUAUCCUUCCAAUACCUCAGCAUGUGACGUGUAUAAUGCGACAACACGGACAUGUUUAUGGGAUAUUCAUCAUAGAUUUAACCAUGACAAGCUUCCUUGUAUGGACGAAUGCAGACUUCCUUGUCGUGAAGAAGUCAUUCAGAAGACAAUCAGCAUGUCACAGUGGCCUUCAACACUUUAUCAAACUUACGAGAAGCAAAAGAAUACUAAUUUUUCAUCAGAAAGUUAUUUACUCCUGAACAUUUUUUACAAUGAACUCAAUUAUCAAAGAAUCGAAGAAAAUUUUGUUUACGACGAAAUCAACUUGUUAGCUGACAUCGGUGGUCAGUUGGGUCUGUGGAUUGGAGUUUCAGUAAUUACAGUUUUUGAACUUAUUGAAUUGUUUGCAUUGAUCUUGACUCGGCUGUGCAGACCAAGGAAAAGCAAUGAUCGGGUGAAUAGCAUGGCUUGACAGAGGCUCAAGACAAAGACAAACAAGUAAUGUUCAUAUUUUAAUUGUCAUUCCAUUUUACUGAUUACAUAUUUUGAAAGUCGUGGACUGUCACAAUCUCGUGCAAGAUGUUGGGACUGUCAAGCAUGCAAAACACAAGGAACACAGAUUCUACACACGUUUGAAAAAACUAUAACUUAACCCGCGGUGAUAGUUGCAACUUUUAAGGCAAAGUAUCACGAUAAUCAUCGUGGAAAAGGUCAAGUGCGUCAAGAAUUUCUGCUGCAUUCUCGUCCAAAUGACAUGCAAACGAUCACAAGAUGGUGAAGACGCCAAUAUAUUUAUACAUAUGUAUUUACAAUUAGAUUUGAUUAUUUAUUUAUAAAUGAUCAGAAAUAAACGCGAGUGAAAUUAAGCGAUAAACAUUAGACUCACAAGAACUUUUAUUCUUACUCGUUAUUGAAAGUUUUAAAUAUUGUUUUCUAGCAAUGUUUCUUGAAGACAAGCACGCAUACAGUAAUAGACACAUACAGUAAGCAACCGCCGCGCUUAGAAAACAAGUUAUGUUUAGUUACGUUAUGUUUAUGUCAAGUUAUGUUAUGGCUAGAAUCGUAUUUCGUGAAGCAACUUUGUCAAAUUAUACUAGAUUCCUGUGACACCAACCUGAAAAUAGAAUAUAUUAUGCAACAUUGGCACCUGCACAUCUUCCCCGACGUUAUAUAAUUCAAACCUGCAUAUGGUAAACAUUUACUAAUUUUACUCUACAUUAACCAUUCCG
Messenger RNA from Dendronephthya gigantea, 3233 nucleotides. RefSeq names its product degenerin deg-1-like. Gene Ontology annotation, molecular function: ligand-gated sodium channel activity. The coding region runs from base 602 to 2476 and encodes 624 amino acids. The record is from RefSeq and is a predicted model, not a curated record. The transcript is spliced from 13 exons. Gene Ontology annotation, cellular component: membrane. Gene Ontology annotation, biological process: sodium ion transmembrane transport. Lineage: Eukaryota; Metazoa; Cnidaria; Anthozoa; Malacalcyonacea; Nephtheidae.